UGCAGGUUGUAGGGGAUACUUCCGGUUUCUGCGACCGGUGUGUUUCUCGCUUUACCCUGUUGGAGAUUUAUUUUAUUCCUCGCAGAAAUGAGGGACGUGACCGGAUAUUUGCAACAGCAGCAGAGCCAGAGUACCGUGCCCGACAAGGCUGCUGUAUGGCAUCGACUGGAGGAGUUUUACAACAAAAAGUUGUGGCACCAGCUCACUCUGCAGCUUCUUGACUUAGUGGAAGAUCCUGAGAUCGCUAAAGGAGAUGGACUCAUUAAGCUGUAUGAGAAUUUUAUCAGUGACUUUGAGCACAGAAUGAAUCCUUUAUCCCUUGUGGAAAUUAUACUGCAUGUGGUGCGUCAAAUGACAGAUCCAACGGUGGCUCUGACCUUCCUGGAGAAGACACGAGAGAAGGUAAAAAGCAGCGAUGAGGCAGUGAUACUGUGCAGGACAGCCAUUGGAGCCCUGAAACUAAACAUUGGAGACCUACAAGCCACUAAGGAAACUAUAGAAGGAGUAGAGGAAAUGCUUGGGGGACUUGCUGGUGUAACCUCUGUGCACAGCCGGUUUUACGACCUGUCCAGCAAAUACUAUCAGACCAUUGGCAACCACGCCUCUUAUUACAAGGAUGCAUUACGCUUUUUGGGCUGCAUGGACCACAAAGAUAUACCAGUGUCGGAGCAGCAGGACAGAGCCUUCACGUUGGGACUGGCCGGUCUGCUUGGGGACGGAGUGUACAAUUUUGGAGAGUUGCUGAUGCACCCAGUGCUGGAGUCCUUGCGCGGGUCAGAGCGACAGUGGUUGAUAGACACGCUUUAUGCCUUCAACAGUGGAAAUGUGGAGAAUUUCAGGGCCUUGAAAACAACGUGGGGGCAACAGCCCGAUUUAGCUGCCAAUGAGUCUCUUUUGUUAAAGAAAAUCCAGCUGCUGUGUCUGAUGGAGAUGACGUUCACACGCCCCGCUAAUCACCGCCAGCUAACCUUUGAAGAGAUUGCUAAGAGCGCUCAGGUCAAUGUAAACGAUGUGGAGCUGCUGGUUAUGAAGGCGCUAUCAGUUGGGCUCCUCCGCGGAAGUAUUGAUGAGGUAGAUAAGAGAGUUCACAUCACCUGGGUCCAACCACGAGUUUUGGACUUGCAACAGAUCAAGGGCAUGAAAGACCGGCUAGAGUUCUGGUGCACAGACGUGAAGAGCAUGGAGAUGCUGGUGGAACAACAAGCGCAUGACAUCUUGACGUAGAUCCCACCCUGAUAUGUUGCUGUGAAGAACACGCCUGUCCCCUCUGUGAAAAGGACUUUUCAGUACAGUUUUGGGGCUAACAUAACCGAACUCUGGAAAUCAUCCAGUCCCUCUGACCUGUGUUGUUUUGUUGGCUUUGUCUAUAGGACGCAGCCUGUCUGUGAUACAGAUUUGUGUCUGCACUGAGAUGGAAAAUAAACCAAUUUCUGUAAA
Bombina bombina (fire-bellied toad) is the source of this 1437-nucleotide messenger RNA. It is a transcript of the gene PSMD13, whose product is annotated as proteasome 26S subunit, non-ATPase 13. Gene Ontology annotation, cellular component: cytosol; nucleus; proteasome regulatory particle, lid subcomplex. The record is from RefSeq and is a predicted model, not a curated record. Bases 88 to 1224 code for a protein of 378 amino acids. Gene Ontology annotation, molecular function: structural molecule activity. Gene Ontology annotation, biological process: ubiquitin-dependent protein catabolic process. The transcript is spliced from 13 exons. Lineage: Eukaryota; Metazoa; Chordata; Amphibia; Anura; Bombinatoridae.